This is a messenger RNA of Colletotrichum destructivum, 1663 nucleotides long. RefSeq lists its product as uncharacterized. The transcript has a single exon. NCBI's taxonomy places the organism in Eukaryota, Fungi, Ascomycota, Sordariomycetes, Glomerellales, Glomerellaceae. Bases 183 to 419 code for a protein of 78 amino acids. The record is from RefSeq and is a predicted model, not a curated record.
CAAUUUAUUACGCCCGGCGGCGAAGCCGAAAGGGCUACCAAAGCUGACUACAUGUACAUUGCUGAGCUCCUCCAUAUCUGCCGCCUCGCUUCGGAUUCCCGUGGUUUAGUUUUAUUAUUAGCAUGCCACCUUGAAGCCUAUUCUUCAAGUGUUCAGCGUCCUAUCUAUGUACGUCCAUUCGCAUGUUUGACGUCGGUAGGCAGGACGUCUUCGAGAUGGAGGAUGCUGGAAACGAAGUGCAGACCGCACAAUCCAAGGCCGUCUCUGAUUGGCGAGUGGUGGAUGCAAAAAAAGCGAAAAUCCGUAAAGCGCAACGGUUUUUGAGACAAGUGUCUCUGCGCAUGCGGCUUGCAGCCCGACAGGAGCGGCUACCGCUACACCGGAUCGCUCAUCAAGCCAGAGGGAGAAGUACAUCGUAGCUUAUUUGAAGGCGCCGAGACCUAACGCAUAGUUUGUUGGGCGAAUCGUCUAGUUUUGUAGUUGAACGGAUUUUGUCAUGAUGCAGUGGGAUGAUGAUCAGCUAGGCCCCCUUACCCAUGUAGACACUUUUUCUUUUUUCCUCUUCCAUGGGAGAUCGUCCCAGUGCGUGCCGCGAGGCGGCAGACCGCGUUGACGAGUCCUUCUCAAGAAAAUUCAUUGCACGACAUAUCGCCCAUAGAAUGUAGCAUCAUCACUAGAGAGCGACAUAGAGUAGGGUGUAUUGAGUAAUCGUUGUUGUUCCUAUCAACUUUGCUGUGUCAUGCUUAGAGGUCGACAACCUCAACUGAACAACUACCACUUUUAGCGUGCGCUGUUAGUGCAAUGCUAAAGGUGGGCUCCAGUCCCCGCGGUUUGCCGCCGUGCGCUGGGGUAGAUUAGCUGUACGCUAAUCAGACCCUUAACAACGCGAAUUUUCCCCACGAAUCGAGCUGACGAUUAUUCAACCUAACAAACCGCCGCCGACUCGAUAUCGCCUUCCGCAGGCUAUUUGAAGUCUUCAAUUGAAGAAGCAGAGGUUCCAUCUAGCCUGCCGGAGGAGGCGGGUUCUUUCCUGGUGAAGCGGUACUCAUAGGCCCUAUUUUACCACCAUCGACCGACUCCUCGACUUCGCUCUCUCAGCACAAUCCCCCAUGCGAACGAAGGAUUCCCCUCGAAGAGUCACAGCUGUGUCUUUAUCUAUCGUAGAGCCUGGCAGACUAGGACGGAGAGGAAUAAGCUGUACCUCCUCUUACCGAACAUCGGACAGCCGCCUAACACCAACGAGACACUACGACCACGAAGAGCGCUCCGAAGCGCUAUACUUAUUUUCGGAAGAAGGAGCUAUACAAGGAAGCCGUUUAAGUUGCCGGUGAACCGUGGCCACUGACGGGAGGAGCUCGCAACACGGGAGACGGGUAUGGUGAACUAUCGCUAGGGUAUAUCGUGGGAAACCUUCGGCUAGGUCUGGGUAAAGGCUCAAUUAAGUGUUAGGUGAAGCUAACCUGGAGGCCCAUCGUAUAGUGGUCACGGGCAAAAGGCUUGAAAUUCUGUGCCAAUAGGCUUGACUUGUAGGAUAUCUUUGGUAGCCCUACACGCCGGAUGCCCCUCGGGAGGCCAGCCACGGCGUUAAAAUUUACACACACACAGGGUGCCCCAUCUCUGCCCUGGAGAGCAGUGUCGGUGGUCGAGUCCAGCCCCGACAACC